GAGAUUACGAAGUUUCCUGAAGUUGCGGCCAUGGAAGAAGAGGCGGGAGCUUAAGCAGAAGCAGGAAGAUGGGAGACGAGACCUUGGUGGAAGCGGCGCUGCGAGUCCUCAAUACUUCCGAUCCCUACGAGAAGGCCGAGCUCGGCGACUCCGUCGCUUCUCGAUGGCUUAGCGGCGCCAUUUCCCUCCCUUACGAUCCCUCCGUCGAUCUUCAGGUCCCCGAUCGCCCCGCCAGGCUUUCCGAUGUGAAGUUGGUAUCGCCGAGUCUCAUGCCGAAGCUGGGCAGGGCCGGGAGCUUACACAGUCGGCAGGCUAUUGUGCAUAGUCUCGUCCACACUGAAAGUUGGGCUAUCGAUUUGUCGUGGGACAUAAUAGCUCGGUUUGGAAAACAAGAAGGAAUGCCAAGAGAGUUCUUCACUGAUUUUGUUAGGGUAGCUCAGGAUGAAGGUAGGCAUUUUACACUUCUGGCUGCACGACUCAAGGAACUGGGCUCUUUCUAUGGAGCACUCCCCGCUCAUGAUGGCCUUUGGGAUUCUGCUACUGCUACUUCCAAGGAUUUAUUAGCACGCCUAGCAAUUGAGCAUUGCGUCCACGAGGCUAGAGGGCUGGACGUGCUUCCCACAACCAUCUGUCGAUUCCGCAACGGAGGUGACGAUGAGACUGCAGAUUUGUUGGAGAAAGUAGUGUACCCAGAAGAAGUAACCCAUUGUGGUGCUGGAGUAAAAUGGUUUAAAUAUCUCUGCGAGAGGUCUGGAAAACUGAUGCUGGAUGAAGAAGAUGAGGCCAAUGCAGUGAAAAUGGAGGACGAAGACAUCAUUAACAAGUUUCAUGAAAUUGUGAGAAACUACUUCAGGGGUCCACUGAAGCCACCAUUCAAUGAAGCCGCAAGAAAAGCCGCCGGCUUUGGCCCUCGAUGGUACGAACCACUUGCUCUCAAAACAGACUCACAAUAAUGGAAGCAACUUUAACUUCUUUUUUCUUCUUUUUUUCAAACUAUUCUUUCUCCAGAACUAUAUAAUUUCGUACUUCUAUAUAGAGAGAAGGGGUCAGAAAUCAUUUGUGUUAAAAGAUGAUGAUUUCUUGAUACUUUAUUUUUUUUAUUUUUUUGUUAGAAUAUAGCAUUAGAAUUGUUGAAAAUUCGAACUUUUAGUGUCUCAUUUUGGGAUAUCGAUGAAUGCUACCUACUUUAAAUGCCCUCCACUCACUU
This is a messenger RNA of Momordica charantia (bitter melon), 1207 nucleotides long. Its product is annotated as 3-oxoacyl-acyl-carrier synthase-like protein (Protein of unknown function DUF455). NCBI's taxonomy places the organism in Eukaryota, Viridiplantae, Streptophyta, Magnoliopsida, Cucurbitales, Cucurbitaceae. The record is from RefSeq and is a predicted model, not a curated record.